Molecule: messenger RNA, 6163 nt
Organism: Lepisosteus oculatus (spotted gar)
Lineage: Eukaryota; Metazoa; Chordata; Actinopteri; Semionotiformes; Lepisosteidae
Product: prostaglandin E2 receptor EP2 subtype-like
Biological process (GO): inflammatory response; positive regulation of cytosolic calcium ion concentration; adenylate cyclase-activating G protein-coupled receptor signaling pathway
Cellular component (GO): plasma membrane
Molecular function (GO): prostaglandin E receptor activity
Source: RefSeq, a predicted model, not a curated record
AUUGUACUCUCCAUAUUUAAGUUUGAGAACUGUGAUACGUUGGUGAGAACAUUGAAGGCAUCUUGAAUAUCCAGAUUUUUCCAUUUAACUUUUCUAAGAGGGUGUGUCAACAGCUGGAAAACGUCACCACAUCUUCGUGAGAGGAACACAUGGCUCAUGACUCUUAACGCUCCGUAUAUUAUAAACAACUUUUUUUUAGUUUCAUGCUACGUAAAAGUGAGAAACGGGAAAUAACUGUUUUGAGUUGCUAUUUUUUUUUACUUUAAUUCAAGGAAAACGAAAACUUCAAACCGCUUGUUUUCUGGCAUUCAAGUUGACCGUCAAAUAACACAAGGGAGACACGCUUGUGUGUUCAUCUUUUGCAAACAGAAAGUGAUAAAGGAGAAACUCCUUGCCUUGGUUCUGCUUCGCUUGAGAAAGACCAUCCCUCUUCUCUCGCUGCUUCCUGUUAGUAGCGCGUUUUCGGUACAACUUCAGCGAUUACAACACAGACCGAACGGUGGACGCACGUUUGACUUUUUCACCAUACAAUACUUCCGAGUUUUUACAGUUAUAAAAUAAUGAAAACACCAAACAACCACAGGUAUGUUGCCGCUAUUGAUCUCAAACAAAAGUGAAAGAGGAAUAUUUAUCCCAGGAGUUUUAGCCAAACAUUUACUUUGGAAAUGGGGACACCUGAUGGUUGCCAUGACAGGAGAACGGUGGAGCCGGGGAGCCCGGUCAUCAGCGCUGUCAUGUUCUCAGCCGGAGUACUCGGGAAUGUACUCGCCUUGAUCCUUUUGGAAAUCCGCAGGAGGAAGCACAAGAGCAGACAGCGGCAAUCCUUGUUCCAUGUGCUGGUCACCGGAUUGAUUGUAACAGACCUCAUGGGAACAUGCUUCAUCAGCCCACUCGUGCUCGCUUCUUACGCUACCAACAGGACUCUGGUCAGUAUGUGGAGAAAUGAGACGGACUUGGAGAAUGGUACCAGCACUGUCUGCAAUUAUUUUAGCUUCAGCAUGACAUUCUUUAGUUUAGCCACUUUGUCUAUUCUCUUCGCCAUGGCUCUGGAGCGCUGUUUAUCCAUAGGCUACCCUUACUUCUACGGACGGCACAUCACGAAACGAUGUGGGUACAUCUCCAUCCCCUUCAUAUACCUCAUCUGUAUCGUGUUUUGUUUACUGCCUUUCAUGAAGUUUGGGAAAUAUGUUCAGUACUGUCCGGGCACCUGGUGUUUUAUUAAUAUGAACCCCGAAAGCCUCCAAGAUAAAGUGUACGCCAUCCUGUACGCCACCCUUAUGCUCCUGCUAGUUAUUUCCAUCGUGACCUGCAACGUGUCUGUCAUUUACCACUUGGUACUAAUGCACCGGAGGCACAAAGUAAACCGCGGAUCCGUAGAGAAGAGGAGCAGAAAGGACAGGAGGUCUCCAUCCAUGACUGAAGAAAUAGAGCAUCUCAUUCUUCUCGUCUUCAUAACCGUGGCUUUCGUCAUUUGCUCCCUGCCUCUGACGAUCCGCGUCUACAUUAACUCUUCUCAGUCGAUAACUGGAAGCCACAGAACUGACUUGAUUGCCCUGCGGUUUUUGUCCAUUAACUCCAUCAUUGACCCUUGGCUUUUCAUCAUCCUGAGUCCCUCAGUGCUGCGGUUCCUGAGGACAGCACUGUGUAGAGGCAAAGCUUGUCAGAGGAGGAACGACACCUUGAAGCCUGGACUAGAGAUGGAAAAACAUAUCCAGCUUUCACUGCACAACACAACAACUACCAACGUGCUUCUCAAGUCCGAGAUCCAUAACCGAGCUUUGAAUUAAAGAUGAGGGUUUUUCCAGCCAUAAUCAAACAAAGGGAUAUACAAAUAUUGUCUCUCUUUCUUGGAGCACUGUAAACCUAUUACAACAAAAUCUAAGAGAGGAACAAAUUCCAUUCAUAAAAUCCAAAACGAGAUAAUGCUUUUUUGUUUAUUAAAGCACUGCUGAGAUUGUUAAAAGAGAUAUUCAUUUUGAAAGAUAAGAUUAGGGACAUAAAAGUCUGGAUUCAAUUGUCAGACAUCCUGUUGUAUGAUUGAACACUAUAUAUCAUACAACCGUAAGGGUUCUUCAAGGACAGUAACUGACAUUUAUCAAACAAUACACAUCUUAGUGCUAAUACUUUAACCAAUUAUUUAUGCAACCUGUACAACUUGAAAAUGUUUGAAAAAUGUUUCAAAUGUGUAUGUCUACUGUGGUGAAACUUCUGUCCUAUGGCUUGCUCUGUAAGGGGGCUCAGUGCAUCGAGCAAACUACAGAAGCGGAUGUCACCUCCCUCUGAAAUCUGAACUGUGUGAGACUCAGCCACAGGCAGUCUUGUGGUCCAGCUAAAUUCUCUGCUGGCUGUCAAGUGACAGUGUGUUGUUCUAGGCUCACUAGUGAUUGUGAUUGGAUCCUGGCAGGGGUGGAGUAGAGGCGCUUUCCCCAUUGGUGUUGUGCUGAAUUCUCCUGUGGUGGAGGACCUGGUCUCCUGGCGUGAUGGUGUUAUCCACUGUCUAGGGAGUGGGAGCCUGUGAGGGAUCAAAUCCUGGCAGGGGCAGGAAGAGCUGCACUUGACACAAUCCCAUUAGUAACAGAGAUAAAAUAACCUCUAAAUUUUGCAUCUACUGUAGCCAAUCUCUUCUCAUUUUCACCCACAAGUCUGUUUUGCUACCACUUGUUUACUGCAAGAGGUUCAGAACAGCAUUCAGAACUGUUUUUUGGAAAUACCAUUGUGUCAGGGCCCCCUAAGAUGCUUAACCAGUAAAAACAGUCACUUAACAGUGGAGGUUGAGCUCUGUAGCCCAGACAUCACUGGCUUGUGCCCUGGCAGGUUAGCUGACAGUGACUGGAUCUCUCCAUCUGGUAGUACACUAUAGACUGAGCAUUCCUAUGGCUGGGUGAGCUCUAGUUUCACACACCAAUAGCCCUUGACAGUUGCUGGGUGCCUGUGAGUUUGCAUUGCCAUCAGUUAGAGAUGCACUGCUCCUUCAGGCAGUGCCAGCUCACCUGUAAGGCAUUGCUGAACAUACAGUGAAACAGUGGGUAUAUCAGACCACAAGAGAAGUGCACAAAUGAGUCUCCCUUCAGUGCCGUUUCAGAGGAUGUCCUGUUUGUUAACAAAAUCUGAUUUCAGAUUAUGUGCUGUGCACUGUUAAUAACAAAGGAAGGUAGCGGUUUGUACUCAGGUGGAAAUAUCCAUUUCACUAGACAGUGAAAGUCCAGGUUUUCAUUCAUGUAUGGUUUCAGUAUGUUACCUUGAGCAGGUUAAUUGCUUAUGGGCUCUCAAAUGGUUUGUGAAUGCCAUUUUAUAAAGUACAUUUAAAGUAAGAGCAAAGGUGGCCUCUUAUAACUGGAGUUAGUUCUAAUAUUACAAUAUUAACUAUGUCAUUGUUGGCCUUUUCAAAGUCCUGGAAUCCAAGGAUGAAUAGAUAAACUCCUACAGAAGAGUUGAAAAUGUAUUACCUCGAAAACACAUGCCAAGUUAGUAAUGUCUAUUCAAUUAAAAAAAAACAGAUAAUACAGUAAUACUUCUGACUUCAUCUCAAACAUGUCAACAAAAGUUGUAAGAAAACUGUCUGUCUGCCCUGCAAUGGACUGGUAUCCUGUCCAGGCUGUACAUGGAUGGAAGAAGAUGGAUGGAUGGCAGAGGAAUAAGAUUAUUUUGCAACAUUCAGGCACAAGGAGCCUUGUGGUCUCUUGGCUUAAGACUUCCUUUAACAAAAUUUCAAAGACACUUGUGAAAGAAGGGUGCAUGUCCAAGAAAUGUUCUGCAAAAUUUAAAAAAUGAGACAAAUUCAGCCCUUAUACUGCAAAACAAGGUGUCGAGUCCAAAACCAACACAGUGACAAAACAAGAUCUAACUGGAGUAAAAUGCAGGUCUGUGCCUCAGAGUUGUAUUUGAGCAUAUGCCUGGAGGAGUCUGAAGAUUCAGGAUUAUUAAGUUUAGAUCAGACCCUUAAGCUUUACUUAAACUUCAGGCAAAUUAUUUUAUUACUUUGUAGUACAUUUUGGACUAGCAACAUUUUCCCCUUUUGUAUUCCCUUUUAGAGUAUUGUCUUUUGAAACGAGAUGACGAGAGUCACUUCUAGAUGCAUACAGUACAUGCCUCCUCGAGGAAGUAUCAGCAGGCUGAAUAUUUUUGGGCUGUGAUUAGGUUAUGUACAGUCAGAGGAUGAAAAAUCCCACCAACAGUAUUUGAUCACAGGCAAGCUGCCAGUACAGUGCACUCUGUUGCAUUGUAGGCUACUGAUUAGCCAGCAACACUGAACCAAUUUUUCACCAAGACUGGAGAUUCCCUGCCUUUUGUGCCACCUGGCACAGUCUGGACAUGAAACUGGAGGAGGCUUUUAUUGGAUGAGCCUGAGUGUGUCUAAUGAAAGUUGCAUAAUACAGACAUUUCCAGCAGGGAUCUGCAGUCACGCACUUUCAAGUGUUGCACAACAAUCAGCCACAGAAAGAUACUCAGUCAAUAGACUUUUUUGUAUUAUUUCAGGUAUGGAUAUGCAAAACACUAUAAAGUCAAAAUAAAACCAGGAUUAACCUCAGAGAUUAGUGCAGCAAGAGUAUUUAUCAUAAAUCAGGAUUGACUAUAAAUGUAUAAAACAAAUAGACGUUACCUUGAAAAACAAACCCUGAUUGAGCAUAGGUGAAUGCAGAUAAGGCAAUACCAACAUCAUAAAUUAAUUCAAAUUUGGCCCAUCUGUGAUGUUUAAUGUGACUUGUAAGUUACAUAUUACUGAUAUAUGCUUAUCAUUAUUUGCACUGAACCUUAGAACAAUGUGAUUCAUCCACGUGUUUGUAUAUUGUUUAUUCUUGGUGUCCUUUGUUGAACUUUUGUGUAAGAAAUUUUAUAAAUUGAAAAUAAGAAAUAAUGUACCAAAUUCAGUUUUUGUUGUUAUAUAUUGAUGUUUCAAUUGAUAACAAAUAUUUUUUUCUUUAAAAAAGUUAAGGUGGAGUUCCACUUUUCAAAGUGAUUAAUUAAAUUAUUUUAGUCUCUAUGUACAGAUUACUUAUUAAAAUCUCAAAGGAACUUUUCAUUGUUUAACAUCACUUCCAAGAAGCUGAUGGAUAUGAAUCUGUUUCUAGAUGGAUACUGUGGUAAUUCAAGAUGCUCAAGAUUAAUGUCUGCUAAAGCUGAAGUAAAAGAAAUAGUAGCCUGGUGCAAAAUCAGUAGAUUGACCUGCAAGGUGUACUCAUAUUUCAAAUAGGUUUUGAAAACUCUGCUUUUAUAAUCAGAUAGAAGCAGCAUUCCUGUAUUGCUGUGUUUGUACAUGCCCAAGCAAGUAUUAUGAACAAAGUUCUGAAAUCUCCUACCGAUAGUAAGCUUAUGAGACAGAUAACAAUUUGUUAUGUCACAUUAUUAAUAAAGCCUUAGAGUAUGAUUAAUGCCACGCAAAACAAAAAAAUCACUACUUUUCAAUUCUCAUUCUAUGUAAACGUGGUGACGUGACAUUUAAUUAUUCAAAUAACAGACAGGAAAUGUAUUGUUUUUAGGACAGCAGUCAUUACCAACUCUGGCCUUUGACUUGAGUCAUCCUUGGAACAAUUAAACUGUUCUUUAUGUUUUAAAUUCAGUCUUUUCAAAUGACCUGAUCUCAAAGCAAGUGCAGAGAGACAAAUGGUUUUGUUUUUAGAAAUAAUUCAUCUCUGAAAUAUAUAUACAAUCUAAAUAAGUAACAGCUUAAUUCCCUUAAAUAAACAUAAAUCUGAAUGCACUUAAAUACUACUGUCUGUGGGAAUUUUGCCUUCAGAUCAAAUGAAAUUUCUUUGUGUAGAAGCUUUACUGCUUCUGUUAUUGUAAGCGUCCCACUGCAGGGAAGAAGUUAUGUUUCACAUGAUUAAAGUCCCUUUGGGGUCACAGGAGAGGAAAGUAACUACCUCCUUUCCCAUAAGUCAUACAGCUGUAUGUUGCUACCCUGUAAUUAAUGGUCAAGAGUGUCUAUUCUGUAAUAAUGUUCUAAAAUGAAUAUUCAUAUAUAUAUAUCUGUUCCAUAAUGAAUGGUCUAGAAUGUUUAUUUAAUAAUUAAUGUUCUAUAAUGAAUGUUCAUAUGCAUCUGUAACAUAAUUAAAGUUCAAGAAUGUCUAUUCUGUAAUCAGUGUUCUAUAAUGAGUGUUCAAAAGCAUCUAUUUCCUAAUUACAGUUCAAUUACAGUGUCUUUAUUAAAUGAAUGUUCAAGUUU